Molecule: messenger RNA, 2127 nt
Organism: Chenopodium quinoa (quinoa)
Lineage: Eukaryota; Viridiplantae; Streptophyta; Magnoliopsida; Caryophyllales; Amaranthaceae
Product: L-ascorbate oxidase-like
Exons: 5
Coding region: 92-1855 (587 amino acids)
Cellular component (GO): plasmodesma; extracellular region
Molecular function (GO): oxidoreductase activity; copper ion binding
Source: RefSeq, a predicted model, not a curated record
AUAAGAUCGACGUAUGUGUAAACCUUAAACAAACAUUUUUAUUAACAAGUUGGUGUGUUAAUCAUUUCUUUGAACAUCAACUACUAUUAUUAUGAGUACGUUUCCUUGUUCCUUGGCCAACUCAAGGCCAAGGCUCGUACUAUUCCUCACGCUAUGGUGUAGCGUGAUAUCGUCGAUGGUUGUAGGAUCAUCGGCGAGGGUACACCAUUACAAAUGGGACGUGGAGUACAUGUUUUGGUCACCAGAUUGCGAGGAGAGGGUGGUGAUGGGGAUUAACGGCCAGUUCCCUGGACCAACCAUACGUGCUAAGGUCGGCGACAUCAUACAUGUUGACCUUACCAACAAGCUUGGUACUGAAGGUGUUGUUAUUCAUUGGCAUGGUAUUAGACAGCUAAACACACCGUGGGCAGAUGGGACUGCAUCAAUUUCUCAAUGUCCCAUUAAUCCUGGACAGACUUUUGCUUAUAGAUUCGUUGUUGACAAGGUGGGAACAUAUUUUUACCAUGGACAUUAUGGUAUGCAAAGAUCAGCAGGAUUAUAUGGAUCAUUGAUAGUAGAAUUACCAAAAGGACAAAAUGAGCCAUUUCAUUACGAUGGGGAGUUCAACUUAUUAUUAAGUGAUUGGUGGCACCAAAGCAUUCAUGAACAAGAAGUUGGCUUGAAUUCCAAUCCAAUGCGUUGGAUAGGCGAACCACAGACUCUACUAAUCAAUGGAAGAGGGCAAUACAAUUGUUCCUUGAAGCCAAACUUCGGAAACUCAUCAUCAACACAAUGCAAAUUCAAUGGAACUGAGCAAUGCGCACCACAAUUACUUUCAGUGCUUCCAAACAAGACUUAUAGAGUUAGACUCGCAAGUACAACCGCUCUUGCUUCCCUCAACAUAGCCAUCGGGAACCAUAAAAUGGUAGUAGUGGAAGCAGAUGGAAACUACGUACAACCAUUUGAAGUAGAGGACUUAGACAUUUACUCAGGAGAAAGCUACUCAGUACUCAUAAACACAAAUCAAAACCCGAAUCAGAAUUAUUGGAUUUCAAUUGGUGUUCGAGGACGUCAACCUAAGACACCACCAGCAUUAACAUUACUUCAUUACAAGGGCGUUUCAGCUAAAACACUCCCUACAGGUUCGCCUCCAGUAACUCCUGUAUGGAAUGACUAUAACCACAGUAAGUCAUUUACCAAGCAGAUUUUCUCCCUUAUGGGAUCCCCAACACCACCUAGUAAAUUUGACCGGCGGCUCGUUUUCCUCAACACUCAGAACAAAAUUAAUGGACAUAUUAAAUGGUCUAUUAAUAAUGUCUCCUUUGUUUUCCCACCGACCCCAUUUUUAGGGUCGGUGAAAUUUGGGUUAAAACACGCGUUCGACCAAACGAGCCCACCCGAGGAUUACCCUAGGGAUUAUGAUAUCAAGAAUCCACCACCAAACCCUAAUACAACUACUGGAAGUGGGGUCUACAAAAUUGAGUACAACACAACGGUCGAUAUUAUUUUACAAAAUGCAAAUGCAUUAAAUGCUAACACAAGUGAAAUUCAUCCUUGGCAUUUGCAUGGGCAUGAUUUUUGGGUGUUAGGUUACGGUGAAGGGAAGUUUACUAAGGAGGAUGAGGCUAAGUUUAACUUAAAGAACCCUCCGUUGCGAAACACGGCCGUGAUAUUCCCCUACGGAUGGACCGCGUUGCGUUUCGUGGCGGAUAAUCCCGGGGCAUGGGCGUUUCAUUGUCAUAUUGAGCCUCAUUUGCAUAUGGGUAUGGGAGUGGUGUUGUCUUUGGCAGUUGAUAGAGUUAAGGAUAUUCCUAGUGAUGCUCUUUCUUGUGGACUUACUGCUAAGAUGUUCUUAAAGAAGAGAUAUGUUCCUUGAUUAAUGGGUGAUUAAUUAAUUUUAUUAUGAGAUAAUAAUAAUUCUUGAGUGAAGAUUGAAGAGGAUAUAAAUUUGGGAUCAUCGUUUUUGAUCGUCUAGAAGCAAAGGCGGCUUAAGUAAUGUAAGCUUUUAAUUUAUUUGGGGGUUUGGACUACUAUUUUAUAUUGAUUUACAUAUUUAUUAGCUUAAUUUUGUGGAUGUAAUCCCUAUAAUUUGUUCAAGUAAGUUUUCUUAUUAUGAGUUUAUAAUUAUUAUUAAAAGUUCUAUUGUUA